AUGCAUUCUGCAAAUCAAUUCAUCGAACAGACAGUCCAAGAGCUGGAGAAAGCCAAAAAGUUGGGCAGCUUUAUAAAAGCUAAUGAUCCAGCAAUUCUGGGAGUUUUGCCUCCAUGCGAGAGAACAGAUCACCGAGAUGGCAUGAUCAUUUAUACGGAUGUUGUUAUUCCAACUCGAGACGGAACCAAGCUCCGGGGUAAUAUCUAUCGCCCAGACAAAACCGAUGAGAAGCUUCCGGUUCUACUCAACUACAGCGUUUACGGGAAAGAUAUGGCUCUGGAGGCCUGUAUGUUCCCUAGAAGUAGCGGACUAGACAACAGUCACUAUACGCCAUACUACCAGUUUGAAGCGUGUGAUGCACCUUGGUGGACCCAGAGGGGAUACAUUGUUGCUUAUGUGGAUACACGUGGCUCUUUUCAGUCAGAAGGUGACAAGAGCUAUUACUCUCGCGAUGUUGCUCUUGAUGGUUACGAUAUCAUCGAAUGGCUUGCUGUUCAGGAAUGGGCAAGCGGAAAGGUCGGAAUGUACGGCGCCAGUGCAUUUGCCAUGCUGCAGUGGAUUGUCGCAGCAGAAAAUCCCCCAUCGCUUGCGGCAAUCUUGCCUUUCGAUGGUAUGACAGAUAUCUACCGAGAGAUGGCCCGGAAGGGCGGUAUUCCCGAGACUCAGUUCAUGGCCGUGUACCCGCAACAAUAUAACUGGGGUAGAGGUCUGGUGCAAAACAGUGAAAAUGCUCAUUUCGAUCAUCCAUUCUUUGAUGAUUACUGGCGCAGCAAAAUUCCUCGCCUUCAUCAGAUCAAGUGUCCGGCUUAUGUGGUCUGUUGCUGGGGAGAUCAAGGGAUUCACACUCGCGGCACGUUGAAUGGAUGGAAACAGAUUGGUUCUUCAACAAAGUAUCUGGAGAUCCACCCCUAUCAAAAGUGGGAAUUUGCUCUUACCGAAGAAUCUCUUACCCGGCAAAGGGCCUUCUUUGAUACAUUCUUGCAUGAGAAAGAAACCGAGGUCAAGUUUUGGCCUCCUGUCAGAUGGACCAUGCGUCAAAGCUUCUAUAAUUCGGAGUGGCGCUAUGCUACCACAUUCCCCUUCCCGAAUACUGAGUAUGCAAAGUUCUACCCCACAUCCGCUGGUGGUUUAUCGCAAGUCGCCCAACCUUUAGAGCAGAGUGUUUUGUAUGAUGCUCAAACAGGCGAGGUUACUUUUGAUAUCCCUUUCAGUGAAUCCUUCGAGUUCGCUGGCCACGGAAAAUUGCGUCUCUGGGUUGAAGCGCGUGGGGCUGACAACAUGGAUCUUUUCAUUGUUCUGAAGAAGAAAGAUGCUGCAGGCAAUGAGGUUCACUUCCCGUGGCUUACUAUUAUUGAAACUGGUCCUGUUGCUUUCGGCUUUCUUCGAGUUUCUCGACGCGAGUUGGAUGAAUCCAAAUCAACAGAAUUCCAGCCCUACCACAGCCAUCAGAGGGACCUCCUCCUCGAACCUGGGCAAGUGGUCCCCGUGGAUAUAGAAAUUCAGCCAUCCUCGUGCCGACUGCGUGCGGGCGAUACCUUGCAAGUGAGCAUUUCCGGACAUGAUUAUGGGAAAUACCCUUCCGAGAUUCCCUUGCCCCGUCAUGAACGGACCGUCAAUCAAGGAGCUCAUGUGAUUCACUUUGGCGGAAAGUAUGAUAGCUUUUUGCAAUUACCUCGCAUUCCUCCUGUGGCAGGAUCCUCAUUAAGUCAUGGAAAAUCUAUCAAGAUGAUUAUACUCGCCAAUCGCAUCAAAGGAUGGACUGACGAAAAAUUCCUGGGGGAAUAUCUUAAAGCUCAUGGCGGUAUGACAGAACAAUUAUCUCACAUGGUCCCCUUCCUGAGAGCCUAUACACAAGUCGCGGGAGUUCCAAGAACCGCUGUGAAGACCUUCUGCACCGAGCAGUCACGCUUUGAGAUUGCGAGCAUUUUGGCGUGGUCUAGCCUGUCAAAGCUGGGAGGCUCCUUCAAGCACCCAAGCUACAAAGCAACUGCUGGACAGCAUAUCUUCGCGGAUCCAAAACUUGUCGGGUCACUUAGUCAGGCCUUCGCGGAUAUAGUGUUCGAUCCCGUUCUUUUCAAGGCCCGCCAGGAUUCCUUUGAGGUCAUUGUCUGCUUGGGCAAGGCUUCCAAGCAAACUGUCUCCGAUGCUGAUCUCCAGAGCAGGAGUGACGUACUGAAAGAGCUGGGUUCGGGGACGGGAUUGCUGCGCUAUGUCCUGAAUCGCGAUGUCACCCCCUCAAACCCAGCAGAGUUCUUCAAAGAUACUCCGUUCAAGGGUGGAGACUGGGGUACCAUGGGCGCUAUGGAGCAGUACUGGUUUCGCGACGAAAACUCAGCCGUUGACUUCUUUGCAGACCCAGCUCGUGUGCAAGCUCUUCAAAGCCUGCCCUCGUCGUUCGACCCCCAGCUCACUAUUAGUGUCACAGGAAAGGAAACUAGAGUCUUUGCGAAGGACCUUGACUUUUAA
Penicillium vulpinum is the source of this 2466-nucleotide messenger RNA. Its product is annotated as CocE/NonD family hydrolase. The transcript is spliced from 6 exons. The coding region runs from base 1 to 2466 and encodes 821 amino acids. Lineage: Eukaryota; Fungi; Ascomycota; Eurotiomycetes; Eurotiales; Aspergillaceae. Gene Ontology annotation, molecular function: dipeptidyl-peptidase activity. The record is from RefSeq and is a predicted model, not a curated record.